Messenger RNA from Penicillium chermesinum, 2166 nucleotides. It is a transcript of the gene nop9, whose product is annotated as RNA-binding RNA processing protein NOP9. Lineage: Eukaryota; Fungi; Ascomycota; Eurotiomycetes; Eurotiales; Aspergillaceae. The coding region runs from base 1 to 2166 and encodes 721 amino acids. The record is from RefSeq and is a predicted model, not a curated record. The transcript has a single exon. Gene Ontology annotation, biological process: endonucleolytic cleavage in 5'-ETS of tricistronic rRNA transcript (SSU-rRNA, 5.8S rRNA, LSU-rRNA); endonucleolytic cleavage in ITS1 to separate SSU-rRNA from 5.8S rRNA and LSU-rRNA from tricistronic rRNA transcript (SSU-rRNA, 5.8S rRNA, LSU-rRNA); endonucleolytic cleavage to generate mature 5'-end of SSU-rRNA from (SSU-rRNA, 5.8S rRNA, LSU-rRNA). Gene Ontology annotation, molecular function: RNA binding. Gene Ontology annotation, cellular component: nucleolus; 90S preribosome; preribosome, small subunit precursor.
AUGCCUCGUGAAAAGCAGAAGAGAGGUCGCCGAGCGGAACAGAAGGCUCAGAAGGGAGAUACGAAGCGCAAGCAUGAUGAUGUGCCUGAAGAGCCUGUCGCAAAGCGCGUGAAGUCUUCAGACGAAGCCGACGUCGAACCUUUCUACGAAGACCGACAAGGCGACUAUGCCGAUGACGCUGCUAUCCCCGCCAUAGAAAAUGAAGAGAUGCAGGAUGAAUCUGGGAGACCUGAUUCUGGUGACACACCCUUCUACGGUUUGCUGGAUACUGAGGAACAGGAAUACUUCUCCCGUGCAAGCGAGAUGCUUGAAUUGAACCAAUUCAUUGAUGAUGAGGAGAGGAGCUUGUUUGUGGAAAGUGUGUACCGAGAGGCAGAAGGGAAGGAAUUGAAGAUUGCCUGUAGUCAAGGCUGUUCAAGGCUUAUGGAGAAGCUGAUCUCCAUGUCUGACGUUCGACAGAUUCGAAGGAUCUUCAACAAGUUCAUCGGUCAUUUCUUACACCUGGUCCAGCAUCGUUUUGCUAGCCAUUGCUGUGAAACAUUAUUCAUAAAUGCGGCCCCGGCAGUCAUGCAAAAGCCAUCGAAACAGCAGGCAAAGAAGGCGGAAGAGGAGGGCGAGACGGAGCCCGAGCUGUCAUUGGCAGACAUGUUCAUGACAGUUAUUGAGGAGUUGAAGGAUAAUUGGGGAUAUUUGUUGACCGAACGAUUUGCAUCACAUACAAUUCGUGUUUUAUUGCUCGUUCUCGCAGGUGAACCCGUGGACCUUUCGUCGACAGACUCUGCGGUUGCUAGCCGUAAGAAAGAGAGGUUGGGUGCACCUGUACCUGGGACUGAAGCGGAGACUGCUUCAUCGCAGAAGCACAGUGUCCCAGAGUCCUUUGAGCCCGCUCUGAAGAAAAUAAUGAGCGAGAUGGUGUCUGGCGUUGAUGACACGUACCUGCGCGCCCUGGCUUCACACCCUGUGGGGAAUCCCGUUCUCCAAGUUCUCCUGUUCUUGGAGCUCUCCCACUUUGGAAAGUCCAGUGCAAAAGAUCCAAAAUCUGUUCUCCGCAGACUUGUCCCAGACGAAUCUUUUGAAGAAGGUACGGAAAGCGCAACAUUCAUCCGUGGCUUACUCUACGACCCAGUUGGCUCGCGUCUGGUGGAAACCAUGGUGCGAUACAUGCCGGGUAAAGUGUUUAAAAACCUUUACAAAAACAACAUCCGGGAGCGUAUUGGUUCUCUGUCCCGGAACAGUACCGCUGGCUACGUGGUAUUGAAGACUCUUGAGCGACUUGGAAAGGAUGACCUGCAAAAUGCCAUGGAACUCAUCAUCCCCGAGGUUCCAGGCCUUAUUGAAAGAGCACGGCUGAUUGUGCCCCGAGUACUCAUCGAGAGAUGUGUAGUCCGUAAUGUUGACACCAAGCCCCUCGCCAGGGCCCUCAAGAAUGCCUACAGUGGAGAUAAAACGCUCCGACUUCGCCAGAUGCUUCGUCUUGAUGGGCCACCGGAGUCGGUCCAAGGUCCUGUGGACCAUGAAAUGAAAGAUGCUGGCGAGUUCGACGACGACCACGCAGAACAAGCCAGAGCUGCGUCCGCCAAAUCAUCAGCCUCUGCUCCAGAGAGGCUGCAUGGCUCUUUGCUCACACAAGCGAUGUUGGCCGUACCUGGGCCCUUAAGUGAGCUUGUUUACAGCAGCCUUCUUGCCCAGUCACCCGAAACAAUUCUUCAACUCGCACAAGAACCAACCUCCACCCGCGUCGUGCAACAGGCAUUAACAUCUCCCACUUCAACUCCUCAAUUCCGGCGCCAGUUUGUGGCCUUCUUCCAGGGCCAUCUGGUCGACCUUGCUCAAAACAGCAACGGAUCCCGGGUAGUGGACGCCUUGUGGACCGCCACCAAGGAUAUCUUCUUCGUCAAGGAGCGGAUGGCCCAGGAGCUUGCAUCCAAAGAAAUGGUCCUCCGUGACUCCUUCAUUGGCCGGGCCGUAUGGAGAAAUUGGUCAAUGGAUCUCUACAAGCGACGCCGCAGUGAAUGGAAUGCUCGAGCGAAGGGGAUUGAAAGAAACCAGGAAGGUAUGGAAGGCUCUGGAGAGCGGCCGAAGUCGAAGAUCGAGCUGGCAAGAGAAAGAUUUGCUGCCAAACAAAAUGAGACUGAAGGGAAGCAGGCGGUCUCUGCUAAUUCUUGA